UGUCAAUUAAAAUUGUUUACGCGUCGCUUUUUGUCCCUUCGCAUAGUUCCCACCUAUCGUGCGUGUAGUUUUUAAAAGUUUUACCCGGAUUUACCAUGUAGAUUGUUCAAAUAUGCAUUCCAACCCAAUGUCACAACUUCCCCCGAGGCUUACAUCCAUGGUACAGUACGGCGUCCUGAUCGUGCUGUCCACGCUGUGCUACUUCUUCACCCGAAGGGGCGAGUUCGUCUUCGACGACUCGGUGGCCGUGGUCAAGAACGUGGACGUGCUGGAUGCUAGCACUCCGUGGGACCGGCUGAUGCGGCACGACUUUUGGGGUGCCAAUCUGACCGACAAGAACAGCCACAAAUCGUUCCGGCCGCUGACGGUGCUGAGUUUCCAGCAGGAGGUGCGGCUGUUCGGGCUGGAUGCGACCCGGAUGAAGACCACCAAUUGGGUGUUGCACACGGUGGUGGGGGUGUUGCUGCCGAGGUUUUUUCGGCUGGUUAGUUGGAAGAGGCCGGGUAGCGCGUGGGGAGUGGAGUACUUGGCUGCGGUGCUGUUUGUGGUGCAUCCGAUUCACACGGAAGCGGUGGCAGGGAUUGUGGGUCGAGCUGAACUGUUGACCACCGUGGGAUUCCUACUGGCUGUGAUGAUUUAUGGGAGUUUGUUUGGAGGUAAGUUUUCUUUAGAAGUUGAAUAGUGUUUCUUUUUUGUUUAUUUUCAGGAUUGUCAGCAUUCGUACCGCGAAAACGUGUUACAAUUGGUGAAGAAUGUAUAGGAAUUU
Molecule: messenger RNA, 766 nt
Organism: Aedes albopictus (Asian tiger mosquito)
Lineage: Eukaryota; Metazoa; Arthropoda; Insecta; Diptera; Culicidae
Product: protein O-mannosyl-transferase TMTC4
Exons: 2
Coding region: 113-682 (189 amino acids)
Biological process (GO): protein O-linked glycosylation via mannose; endoplasmic reticulum unfolded protein response
Cellular component (GO): endoplasmic reticulum
Molecular function (GO): mannosyltransferase activity
Source: RefSeq, a predicted model, not a curated record